This is a messenger RNA of Diversispora eburnea, 628 nucleotides long. Lineage: Eukaryota; Fungi; Glomeromycota; Glomeromycetes; Diversisporales; Diversisporaceae. The record is from the annotation of a GenBank genome assembly.
AAAAAUCUACUUAGCAGCAUUUUCUGAAUUAAUCAAUAUUCAAAAAGCAAUGUUUCACGAGGUGUCCAAAAUUAUUCCCGAAUUACCUACUCGUCAUAUUUCUGACACACAAAUCCAUUUGCCAUAUAAAGGUUAUUGGAUGGAUUUUGCCAACUUUUUAAUAGAUUCCUUGCAUAGCCAUAUUGAACAUAUGAUUCAAAUUUCCAAAGAAUCACAAUACAAUCGUGAUUUUGUGAUAUCUUCAUUAGAAUUGGCAGAAUUUACAUGUAGAGCUCAGAGAUUCAAAUUAAGAAAUCUUUCACCAACCGGAUUAAACCCUAUACAGCAAAGUGAAAUAAAAAAUAAAUGUUCUGAAGUCAAAAUAAAUUGUUUACAUAUUCAAAAUGUAAAAUUGCCCUCAAUGGUUGGCGUUGAUUAUUUCAGAGAACAAUGUAUUAAACGUCUCAAGACAAUUUCUCAUGAAAUUGAGGAACUUAGAAAUGCUGCAGAUAAUGCAGGAAAAUUAUCAUAUGAAGAAAAAUUACAAAUACACCAGGCAAUGAGACAAGAAUUCUUGGGUUCAGGUCAUUGGUACCAAUGCCCUAAUGGGCAUCCUUAUACAAUAGGAGAUUGUGGUGGAGCAGACCAA